This is a messenger RNA of Herpailurus yagouaroundi (jaguarundi), 2638 nucleotides long. RefSeq names its product ring finger protein 14 (gene RNF14). Gene Ontology annotation, biological process: protein ubiquitination. NCBI's taxonomy places the organism in Eukaryota, Metazoa, Chordata, Mammalia, Carnivora, Felidae. The record is from RefSeq and is a predicted model, not a curated record. The transcript has 10 exons. Bases 762 to 2186 code for a protein of 474 amino acids. Gene Ontology annotation, molecular function: zinc ion binding; ubiquitin-protein transferase activity; protein binding.
AACGACUCAGCACCCCGGAUGGUGAGCGCUGGGGACACCCUCGGCGGCGUGCUGAUUCCGGAGCCAGGGCUGACCCCAGCUCGACACUUUGCACGGUGUGGCCUGGGAGAAUGAGUAGGAUUUUCGCAGGCCGAAGGGAAACCCGGCGGAGGAGGGCUUCCCUCGUUAGUGUAGCAGUUUCCGUUUGCCGAGACUAAUAGUAAACUUAAUAUCUGUCGGAUGGCGCGGGGGUUCGUCUCGUUCCUGGGUUACAGAUGAAGAAACAGUGGUCUGAACCCAGGUUUAGUUACAUAUUAGCUGUGUGACCUUGGGCCGGAAACGGACUUAAACUGUCAUUUUUCUCAUCCGUGUAAUACAAAUAGAGGACUUGCUGCGUGGGGCUGUGGGAAUCUGCCAGGAGUUAAUGCAUUUAAAGUGCUUAGCACAAUGCCUGACACACGCACGCUGCAUCUUACACCAGUUACAUAUUUGUCUCCAUUGUCAAACGCAAGGCACUGCUAGAUGCUGAGAGCAACACACUGAUGCAAAAGACUUGAAACUUGCCCUUAAGGAGCUAAUGUGGCCUGAAAGUAUGGCAGGAUUUCUAUAGUGUAUCUAGCAUGAGUUCCAGAUCUUGGCAUUUUAUCCAGCUUCGACACUCUUAUCUCCACCUCCUGGAGAAUAAAUGGGAUUUGCAUGAAUUCCACAUUCUGAAUUGAAAGACAGACUGCAUUGCUAAUAGCCUUUUCUUCUGAUUGUUAAUAACAGCUCCAGAAAAUUAAAUGUCGUCAGAAGACCGAGAAGCUCAGGAGGAUGAGUUGCUGGCCCUGGCGAGUAUUUACGAUGGAGAUGAAUUUAGGAAAGCAGAGUCUGUCCAAGGUGGAGAAACCAGGAUCUAUUUGGACUUGCCGCAGAAUUUCAAGAUAUUCGUGAGCGGCAAUUCAAAUGAGUGUCUCCAGAAUAGUGGCUUUGAAUACACCAUUUGCUUUCUGCCUCCACUUGUGCUGAACUUUGAACUGCCACCAGAUUAUCCAUCCUCCUCCCCACCUUCAUUCACACUUAGUGGCAAAUGGCUGUCACCAACUCAGCUGUCUGCUCUUUGCAAGCACUUAGACAACCUGUGGGAAGAACACCGUGGCAGCGUGGUCCUGUUCGCUUGGAUGCAGUUUCUUAAGGAAGAGACCUUAGCAUACCUGAAUAUUGUCUCUCCUUUUGAGCUCAAGAUGGGUUCUCAGAAAAAGGUGCAGAGAAGGAUGGCUCAAGCCUCCCCCAGCACAGACCUAGCUUUUGGAGGAGCUGCUGGAUCCGAUGUUGACCAAGAGGAAGUUGUGGAUGAGCGAGCGGUGCAGGAUGUGGAAUCACUGUCCAGUCUGAUCCAGGAAAUCUUGGACUUCGAUCAAGCUCAGCAGAUUAAAUGCUUUAACAGUAAAUUGUUCCUGUGCAAUAUCUGUUUCUGUGAGAAGCUGGGUAGCGAAUGCAUGUACUUCCUGGAGUGCAGGCACGUGUACUGCAAAGCCUGUCUAAAGGACUACUUUGAAAUCCAGAUCAGAGAUGGCCAAGUUCAGUGCCUCAACUGCCCAGAACCCAAGUGUCCUUCGGUGGCCACUCCUGGUCAGGUCAAAGAGCUAGUGGAAACAGAGUUAUUUGCCCGCUAUGACCGUCUUCUCCUCCAGUCCACCUUGGACUUGAUGGCAGAUGUGGUGUAUUGUCCCCGCCCCUGCUGCCAGUUACCUGUGAUGCAGGAGCCCGGUUGCACCAUGGGCAUCUGCUCUAGUUGCAAUUUUGCCUUCUGUACCUUGUGCAGAUUGACUUACCACGGGGUCUCUCCAUGUAAGGUAACUGCUGAGAAAUUAAUAGACUUACGAAAUGAGUACCUGCAAGCAGAUGAGGCCAAUAAAAGAUUUUUGGAACAGAGGUAUGGCAAGAGGGUGAUUCAGAAGGCGCUGGAAGAGAUGGAAAGUAAGGAAUGGCUAGAAAAGAACUCAAAGAGCUGCCCGUGUUGUGGGACUCCCAUAGAGAAAUUAGAUGGAUGUAACAAGAUGACAUGUACUGGAUGUAUGCAAUAUUUCUGUUGGAUUUGCAUGGGUUCUCUCUCUAGAGCAAACCCUUAUAAACAUUUCACUGAUCCUGCUUCCCCGUGUUUUAAUCGGUUGUUCCAUGCUGUGGAUGUUAAUGGAGAUAUUUGGGAAGAUGAGAUUGAAGAUUAGUUAACUCCUGCUCAAGAUAAGGAAAUGGAAUGGUUUACCCAAAUCUUGUGUCAAGUACACAAAAUAGUUUUGCAGGCUAUUUAGGGUACCAUUUAUGCACUCAUCCUUUGUAGAAGAUGUGGAAGAACAAGGUUUAUAUUUCCAUGUGGUACUACUGAUAAAGGCACAUGCACACGUUUUUCAAUGUAACAUAGAGAAAAUUAUAAGCCAAAGGUUAAUGAAAACUAGAGAAUAUUAAAUACUACAGUGUGCGCGAAGCUCUAAAUAGUUAAAAAGUAAAUAUUUAUUUUCUUCCCCAAGUUUUAGGUGAAGAGAGGAGUCAAGAGUUAAAGUUAGAGACCUUUUUAUCUGAAAGCAUCCCUCUAAGACAUUAGGGGGAGUCCCCUCAGUACUGCUCCUUAUGACUGGGGUAGGUAGAAAGAAGCCUUAUUAAAAUUGUACCAAGAGCCUGA